CUCUCUCUCUCUUCACCCUUUCCGUUCCAAUUCUGAUUCUCGCGAGAACAGACGUCGAGCCUAUCGGGAGGAGGAGGCAGCGACCGAUCCCAGCGGUGGCACGAGACGGUGCACCCGCGCGGCGUGCGCCCUGCCACCGAUCGCCGACGGCCGACUUGCUGGGGGCUUCGCCUGGUGUUGCGCUGAUCUCUCGCUGCUCCGCCUCGGCGCUCCGGUGCAUUGUUCUGCCGCCCGGCUCAACCGGCGCUUCCUCGGCUCUUCGAUUUCACUAAUUUGUUUGGUUUCCUCUCUUAGUGUUUUGUUCAGUUUCUAGGAUGUGAGGACGGCCUCUGUGCUGAUGAUCAAAGUGAGAAUGCGUGGAAAUCUUCAGUUGUGGUGCUUUAUGUAAUGCACUUGAUCACAUUUUUCACCAAUAUCAUUGGUGUGGUGACCAUUGCUCUCAUCUCCAUAGUCUCCGUCUUGGGCCUGGUCUGCCUCUGUCGCUCGGUGUACUUCCAGCUGUGGAUCAAAAGAAUAGGUUAUCAGCGGCUUAGCUACUUCAACGGUCCGUGGCUGACUCGCAUAACAUUGAUCCUGGUUGCAUUCUGGUGGGGUAUUGGAGAGGUACUCCGGCUCACCUUUGUGAAUGGGGAGGGGAGAUUCAUUUCUGACCGGGCAUGGCAAGUGAAUGUGUGCAAAUUCUACAUCAUCUCAAAUUUGGGGUUUGCAGAACCAGGAUUGUUCCUCUUGCUCGCUUUCCUUCUUAGCGCAGCUUUGCAGAAACAAGAGCUUGGUACCUUAAACCGAAAAUGGAACCGGAAGACCAUACGUGCAGUGUUCAUUCUCUGCUCACCUUCUCUCGUCUGGGAGGCUUGUGUUGUCUUCAUCAUUUCUUCAGAUGAUGGUCAGGCGUCAAAGUUUGCAAAGUACUGGUAUUCUGCCUCCGCAGUCCACAAUGGCGAUGUCACAUGCACAUACCCAUUGUUAAGCAGCAUAUUUCUCGGGGCAUUCUACAUCAUCUUGACCAUUUAUGUCAUGUUUGUUGGAGGUCAGACGCUGUCUCUGGUGAUCAACAAGGGGCUCCGAAGGAGGAUAUAUAUGCUGAUUUUUUCCACUGUAAUCUUAGUUCCCCGAGCUACACUUCUUGGGUUCUCGGUUCUCCCUUGGCCUGGUGAAGUAGUCCAUGAGUCUCUCGUGUUUAUCUCCUUUCUUGUGCUGAUGCUUGCUGCCAUGGUUGGCAUUGUGAUCCUGGUGUAUUUCCCGGUUGCUGAUACCUUUGCCGUAGGUGACCAGGAGCAUAUAGAGAUGCAAGCAAGUCGUGCCAUUAUCCUAUGAUAUCCUUAUCUUUUGACUUAAUGUCCAACAUUUUGUUCAGGGAUGAACCGAAGGGGAUUCGCAUGUUGCCUCCCCUGGCCUGCAUGCAGCUGCGAUUUUAUCUCCGGAAUUUUGUGAAGAUAGAACAGAUUAAAGUAGGGAUAACAUUUCAUAAUUUAUUUUUGCCCCUCAUCUUCACUCGUGUGGCAUGAGAAUCCCUGUAAAAUAGUUACUUAGAUAGUGAAAAUUUACUUAUUGUCUUUUGUACAUUGAGGAAAAGCUUAUAUACUCUCAACCUCUCGGAUUGAGUUUAUAUCCUUGGAGUGAUGUCUCCACCAUUUUAGCAGUUAACAGAUGUUAUUUUC
This is a messenger RNA of Phragmites australis (common reed), 1658 nucleotides long. RefSeq lists its product as uncharacterized. The transcript is spliced from 2 exons. The coding region runs from base 388 to 1314 and encodes 308 amino acids. The record is from RefSeq and is a predicted model, not a curated record. Lineage: Eukaryota; Viridiplantae; Streptophyta; Magnoliopsida; Poales; Poaceae.